Messenger RNA from Didymella exigua CBS 183.55, 1491 nucleotides. Its product is annotated as polyamine transporter. The record is from RefSeq and is a predicted model, not a curated record. Gene Ontology annotation, molecular function: transmembrane transporter activity. Gene Ontology annotation, biological process: transmembrane transport. The transcript has 2 exons. The coding region runs from base 1 to 1491 and encodes 496 amino acids. Gene Ontology annotation, cellular component: membrane. NCBI's taxonomy places the organism in Eukaryota, Fungi, Ascomycota, Dothideomycetes, Pleosporales, Didymellaceae.
AUGAGACCUUCGACAGAUAUCGUGCGGGAGCACUCGCCGCUCCUGCACGUUGAUGAAGGGACAAACGUAGUUACCCUCACCCACGAUGAUCCAGAGGAGCCUAGAAACUGGUCUGCAGUGCGGAAAUGGUUAAUGGUCGCUGCAAUCAUACCCAUUGAUCUCAGCGUCAGUUGGGGUGCUUCAGGCUUUUCGCCUGUAGCCAGUGACUUUGCGAAGGACAUGGAUGUGCCCACACAUGUCGCAACACUUGGAUUGAGCAUGUAUAUCCUUGGACUGGCGUUUGGGCCGAUGUCAUUAGCACCUCUAUCGGAGUACUUCGGACGACGACCGGUGUACAUCUUCGCCUAUGGUAUCUUCCUCGUACUGUUGCUGGCAACUACCUACGUCGAGAGCCUCGCACCUUUCUUGGCCCUCCGACUGUUCUCUGGCUACUUCUCUUCAACCACUAUUUCGAAUUUCGGUGGGACCAUCGCAGAUCUCUGGCACCACAAUGAUACCGGACCAGCUAUGUCGUGGUUCUUGUGGGCUGCAACAGGCGGCUCGCCAACUGGCUUUGUUCUAUUCUCAUUCAUUGCGCACGGAAGAACAUGGCGUGAUGUGUUCCGAGUCAUGUUCUUCAUAUGUCUCUCCUUCUGGGUCGUUCUCGUCAUCGCAUUGUACGCUCUCGGUGAGACGCGACAUAGCGUCAUUCUGCUGAAGAGGGCGAAGAAGUUGAGGAAGGCCACUGGAAACAAUGAGAUUGAAGUACCAGACGAACUUAGUCAACGGGGACCCAAGCAACUUUUUGGCUCGGCACUUGCGCGACCGUUCCGAUUCCUGGCUACAGAAGCCAUUGUUCAGUUCGGCGCGUUGUACAAUGGCUUUCUCUACGGUUUAUCCUUCCUCUUCAAUGGUGCUUUCCACAUAAUCUUCGGGCCCAACGGCUAUGGAUACAACACCAUCGGCAUCGGCAUUUGCUUUCUAGGCAUCGUAUUUGGGAUCUGCUUCGGUCUGUUCACAAAUGUUUUCCAGGAGCGAUACUACCAGCGUCAGGUUGCUAAAACUGGUCAGCGCGACGUUCCAGAGGCACGAUUAUACCAUGCCAAGCUGGCUUCUAUAGUCUUGCCCAUAUCUCUACUGGCUUUUGCGUUUACGGCGGACCCAAGUGUGCAUCCUAUUUUCCCGGUGCUUGCAUCUGCCUUCUGGGGUUGGUCGUUCUACUGUCUCAUUCUUAUGACCUUGACGUAUACGGAAGACGCAUAUAAGUCGUUCUCGGCAUCAGGACUCGCUGGCGUGGGAUUAAUACGGAAUUUGGCGGGCGCUGGAUUCCCCCUGGUUGGAAGGAGUCUAUUUCUCGGUAUCGGCACAAGAAACGCAUGUCUUGUUCUGACAGGGCUGGCAGUAUUGUUGGCACCGAUCCCAUUCGUUUUGGAGAAGUACGGUGUGUCACUACGAAAACGCAGUCCGUGGGCUACUGCACACGGAGAUGAAAGCGACGACGAAGAGGGUUGA